CAAAAUCAAAUUUGGGGACCUAAAUAUUAUAAAGUGUAAAUAAGAGAAACUUCGGCUAAAAAAACCUAAUUUAAUACUUGUGUUCGUGACCAGAAAGAAGUAACCAGAAGUAACACUUGUGUUCUAGGGUCCGCACCACAUCGCGAUUAGCAUAGAAUUUUCAAGAGAACACUAGAUCACUUCUCUAGUAACCUAUAAAAUCCCCAACUGCUGCUCAUUCAUUCCCAUAAAAAUUUAGAUUCACAUUCAAACUAUCUACACAAAUACUCCCAAUCCGAUAAAGCUUCAUAGCUACUCAAAUCUUCUUCACACAACAUCAAACCUAAGAAAAGAUCAUCAUGGCUUUGAUUCCUAGCUUGUUCGGCGGACGACGGAGCAACAUCUUCGACCCGUUCUCUCUGGACGUGUGGGAUCCUUUCAAGGACUUCCCUCUCUCCGUCCCCAAGAUCUCGAGGGAGACUUCCACCAUGGUCAACGCCCGCGUUGACUGGAAAGAAACUCCAGAGGCUCACGUGUUCAAUGCCGAUGUACCCCGGCUGAAGAAGGAGGAGGUGAAGGUGGAGGUCGAGGAGGGUCAAGUGCUGCAGAUUAGCGGAGAGAGGAAUGUGGAGAAGGAAGACAAGAACGAUACGUGGCACAGGGUGGAACGCAGCAGUGGGAUGUUCUUCCAGCGGUUCCGGUUGCCGGAGAACGCGAAGGUGGAUCAGGUGAAGGCUUCUAAAGAGAAUGGCGUAUUGACUGUUACUGUUCCUAAAGACGAAAUCAAGAAACCUGAUGUGAAAGCUGUUGAGAUUUGUGGUUGAGACUUAGAAACUGCUCUGUUGUCAUAUACAAUAAUGCAAAGUGCGUGCCUUGAAAUGUAUAUUUGUGUGUUUGUUGUGCUAAAAAUUAAUAUUGUAUUUAAGAAAGAUAUGGAAGAGUGAUCAACUUUUUCUUGUGAUA
Molecule: messenger RNA, 942 nt
Organism: Humulus lupulus (European hop)
Lineage: Eukaryota; Viridiplantae; Streptophyta; Magnoliopsida; Rosales; Cannabaceae
Product: 18.5 kDa class I heat shock protein-like
Exons: 1
Coding region: 339-803 (154 amino acids)
Biological process (GO): protein complex oligomerization; protein folding; response to hydrogen peroxide
Source: RefSeq, a predicted model, not a curated record